AUGUCCUCGAAGGAGAAUUUUCAGUAUCCAUCUGCCAAAGGAUCAAAAGGAGGCUACUCAAGCUUUCGGCGGCUCAAAACUUUUCGCAAGAACGAGUCACUCUUUGAUGCUUCGGGCACAAACUUCAUAAGAUACAGAGGCAAUAGUAAUCAUAUAACUUCACAGCAAUCAGAUAACUAUACUAAUACGUUUAGAGUAAAAGCAACCUUGGCUGAACAUGAUCUAGUUGAGUCGAGUGAUCAAAACGACAUUGUUCGGGCAGUGCUCAAAGAUGCCGCCCAUGGCAAGACAUCCCCAGACAUGGGAAGUGAUUCUGCCACAAUUGUUGCUGAAGAUCAGGUUACUUUUGGAAUUGCCAAUAAUCUCCUUGAUUCAACGAGUGAUCUUGGUACAUUGGAUUCCAACUAUCCUAGGGUUAAUGAAGCUUCAAGUAGCUAUGAUGUAGAGAAAACCAAUAGAGCUAUGGUGGGAUCUCCCAAAAUUUCUCAACAUGGUCCUGGUGCAGGCGUUUCUUACGUUCCGAAGAUAUAUAAAGGAGUGUCUAAUAAUGGACCCAUCGGCGGCAAGCGCCAUAAGGUCAGAUUUUGGCGCAACAACAGAAGGAGGAACAAGCAUAAAAAAUUUUGUGUCAAUGAAAACCAUUUUAGUGAAGAGUCUACUUCUAGAUCAAAUCAACUUCCGAUUAGAAAGCAUCAUUUUAGGAGAUGGCUAAACGAGAAAACUGAUGAAAGUGCAACUGUAAAUCAUAUUGAAGAGGCUCGCCAUAGAGCAAAAUAUGUGGCUUCAGAAGCAGCUUUAGCUGCUAUCAUUCGCUGCCAUGCAAGAGCCGCUAUAAGGGCGGGAGCUGCCGCUACUGCCGCCUAUGCUAAGGUCACUUUCGAAGAGCUAAACCCUGGGGUAAGUCAUGCGACUAUGAUUGCAACUAUCAAUAAAGCUUGUGAGGAUGUAGCUAAAACUUCUUUGAAAAGCAAGACUGAAAAUGCGGAUUAUUUGAAACUACUUCAUCUUUUAAAUCAGCAUCUCAAUUUCAAAGGGAAUGAAUUGCAGAUACCUUUAAAGAGCUGUGACGACAAAGGUGAGCUGGAAAAGAAGGAUGAAGCUUUUGAGACCUCAAUAAGACAGGCAGAUGAACAUCUUUACAAUUCUCAGACAGUUACUUCCUUGAAAAUACCACCAAAAAAUUCUUCAGAAAACAAGAAGCUCCUUCAAAAAUCUGAUGAUCAUACCAGACAAACUGCUUCGUCUUUAAUAUCUGAAAAUUCUAUCUCAGAAAAACUAAUAUUGCAAGUUGAUGCCGGAGCAGAAUUGCCCCUCACCCAGCUAGUGGUGCCCAACGAUAGUGCCAGAGACGAUAAUUAUUCAAAAGAGUAUUUAGAUGAGCUCAGUGAUCCUUUAAAAUCAAUGACGGUUGAAGAUGAAGAUGAAGAUUUUGAAGGCUCUAGGUUUGUUUUAUUUUCUAGCGCAGAGUCUGCUUUGGAUUUUGAUGAUGAUGAUAGCCGCCGGAAGGAUGAGACGGAGCUAUCGUUAAUUGAUAGUGCAUAUUCUUACGUUGAUUCUGAAGAAGGAAUUUGGCCUCAAGUAGCAAGCAUGAGACGGCAACGGUUACUUUUACAAAUGGAGUCAUUGGCACCAAGAUCUCUUUUGCUUGAAAGCCUAACCAAAGAUUGCUAA
Messenger RNA from Zygosaccharomyces rouxii, 1671 nucleotides. RefSeq lists its product as uncharacterized. The coding region runs from base 1 to 1671 and encodes 556 amino acids. Lineage: Eukaryota; Fungi; Ascomycota; Saccharomycetes; Saccharomycetales; Saccharomycetaceae. The transcript has a single exon. The record is from RefSeq and is a predicted model, not a curated record.